Molecule: messenger RNA, 2087 nt
Organism: Ceraceosorus guamensis
Lineage: Eukaryota; Fungi; Basidiomycota; Exobasidiomycetes; Ceraceosorales; Ceraceosoraceae
Exons: 1
Coding region: 273-2045 (590 amino acids)
Source: RefSeq, a predicted model, not a curated record
GUCGUCAAUGUUAGUUUGGAAAGCUAAAUGACUUUGUCUCCUGCCCAACCUUGUAGGCAAGUCUGCAGCCCAUCGACGUAGAUCUAGCCACGCUUUUGUCCGACGAGCCCAUCGAUGUCCCGCCACCUUCGCCCGACAUUCUGUUCGCAGUGCGAGAUGUGGCAAAAGUCUUCAUCGACUACGCCCCUUCGCAAGCCUUGAGACAAGCGACGAAUCCAGCGACUGACUCGACUUCCGUCCAGCUGGACGCCAAGGACCUCUUGCAGUUGCGAAUGUACACUCUAGACGAGCAUUCCGCCGCUCUAGCGCAGGCUCUGCUGCGGCAGUACGUGUCCGAAGCAUCACAAGCUUCAUCGCGUUCCCUCAUGUCCUACGCCGUGUCGCCGGACAACGUUGGUGGUAUUCCUCCCGACCACCGAGAGCACAAGGGCGCUCUGUACGGCAUGGUCCCGAGCUUCGCUCAAUCUCAACCGAAUUGGACUGCUCGUGCGACGGCAGAAGGUCUGAGUUGGCGUGUCGGCAGGCAUCUUCGAUCUUGGGAGACGGACGCUGGUCACAUGCAGAUUUCAAACAUCUUUCAUGCAUCGAACGAAAGCGGUGCGGAGUAUACGUUGUCGCCCUGGUCUUUCCUUGAACGGAAAUUAUCGACAUCUGGUCAAAGCGGGCAGCCCAUUUCGGGAUCUAAAGAGCGCGUGUACAGCGUAGAAUUUGGCAUCAUCACUUUCGAUUCGCCGGGUGACUCUCUGCUCAGUGCACCCAUGCUCUCGACUUGGCCGCUCAAUGCGCUGCAGGAUCAGCUCAGCUCAAUGGAUCCACCUUCCUUCCGCCCCUCGGUCGCACCUUGGGGCACGCUCUUAUUGGCCGAUUACAAGAGCGGCAGGAAUGUUACGAGGGGCUUGUCUGGCAUAGGAAUGCUCGUGGACCAGAAGGAAGAUCAUCAUGCUAGACUAACAUAUCGCGCCGCUGAUGGUCGAAGGCUUGUGGUCAAGAUCGCACACCCGACGCCUGCUACACACAAUCCUGCGGUCGAGGCCCGCGCGCUCGAGGCACGUCGUGCGAAGAGUCAGUUUGACACUGAACGCUCAGAGCCAUUUGAUCUGGAGUCUGAAGACUCUGAAUGGGAGCCAAACCAUGAGGCGCCAGCGUCUACAGCUCCAAGUCUGGACAGCAAUGUUGAUGAAGCCCUCAAGAAUUCGAGUCACGACGAUGCUACCAUCGCUCCCGAGCCGGACGCAACCCCGGUCGCACCUGCCGACACGGCCAUAUCUGCUUCCUGGGCGAAUGCAUCAGAAGCGGACGUCAUUGCGCCACAGCACCCCGUUGAUAUGCGCAUACAGGCCUUGCAACGGCACUCGCUUUCGCAAGACGAUGUCGCAAGCGUUCGCAGUGCUCUCGAAGGCUUUCUGCAAAGCUGGACCCAGCUUGCGAAGGAGGCGGCCGCGCACGAAAAAUCUCAAUCUGGCAAGCGUCAGGCUGCAGUAGAUGCAGUGCCAGUGCCGCUCUCAGGCAAAGGAAUGCCGCUCGCUCCGUCGCAGCUCGUAGUAGGGGGUGAUCGUCUGAAACUCGAGAGCGCAGAACAUAUCGACUGCCUACAAUUCUACUAUGUGGGCACGUCGGAGCCACGCGCAUCGUACGAUCCUUUCGGCGAGCCUGCUGACAACCCUGCACAAUCUCAAGUGAGCGUCGAAGACGAUGCGCAACAAGCGUGGAAGAGCGUGAUGGACGUGCUGGAGGAAAUGUCGCAGCAGGAUGCGGACGCUACGCAGCGAGAGAGCGAUAGGAAAAUGCUCAAGGAGCUCGCUAGCGUGCCUUAUCGACCUCGAAUCGUCUUUGAAAACGUAAAAAGAGAUGGGGAUACACACUCGAGCACCAGGAUGCGUCUCGAAUGGUCAGAUGAACCCUCUCCUCCGGCGAAACUUGAUGGAAGCAUUGCAUCCGAGCCAGCUACAACUUCUACACCUGCUCUUCCUUGGUCGACAGCCGCUUACCACAUCAACAGCAUCUUGUCGCGCAAAUUUCGCACCUUGCGCGGCGCCCAAACGUAGCCUGGGCGAUUACUUGCCCGUGAUAGGUACAGCAGGAAAUAU